Molecule: messenger RNA, 2872 nt
Organism: Chelonoidis abingdonii (Abingdon island giant tortoise)
Lineage: Eukaryota; Metazoa; Chordata; Testudines; Testudinidae
Gene: C2H8orf76
Product: chromosome 2 C8orf76 homolog
Molecular function (GO): protein binding
Source: RefSeq, a predicted model, not a curated record
CGGCACUUCCCCCCGAAUGCCAGCGUCGCCGCUGAAGCGCCCUGCCCGAAUCCGAGAUGGCUACCGCAAGCACGGGGUGGCACUCUAGCUACCGCCAGUGCCUCUCUAUUGCCAGGGAGGGACUCUCUAGCCGCGUCCUCCUUGAUUUUUGCCCGAUACCCCAUCGGGGAGGCACUCCAGCCGCUGCUCCGCACUUCUCUAUGGUUCCCGUGGGGGCGCCCCCUAGCCGGGCGCCGCACCGCCUUCUGGCUAGGCGCUGCCGGGGACGCUCUAGCCGGAGACUCUGUGGCCAGGGAGGCGAUGGAGCUGGCGCUGGGGUUCGAAUUCGAGGAUUCGGUGUUCGCCCAGAGCAGGGACAGGGGCCGGGGCGGUGGCUGCGCGGCCUACACCGCCAAGCGCUGCGAGCCUCAGUGGUUUUGUGAGGAUGCAAACAGCGAGGGUGAUGUUGAAAUUCUAACUGCCAAAAAAUUCAGAGGUGAUUUGGCAUACAGACAACAAGAGUUUCAGAAAGCCCUGUAUGAGUACUCAAGCUGCUUGCUGCUGUUACCUUCCAGUAACGUUGCAAUGAGAAGAGAUGUCCAAGAGGGCCAGGCUCGGUGUUUAGCUCACCUAGGAAGGCACCAGGAGGCUCUGGAUAUUGCAGAAAAACUGAGAAAUGGGGCAACUAACACUGAUCAUUUAACAACUGUCCUCAACCUUCAGUUUGCCAUUUAUUGUCGCCUGAAAAAUAUAGAGAAAAAGAUCACAUGCCUACAGCAACUGAUUUCCUUACAUCCUUUUAACCCAUGGAACUGGAAGCUACUUGCUGAGACUUAUAUGAGCUUUUUACAGACUCUGCCUCCAUCAUUCAUUUCAGAAAUGAAACAUCUUCAAUGCAAAGAUUGUACUGCAAAUGACCACGUUUUCCAAACCUCACCAGGACUGUUUGGAAAAGAAAUGAACCUUCAAUGUCACAAAACUCUCAGCGGGAGACAAGACAUUUGGUCGACACUUCCUACAAAUACAACCAGAGACAACUCAGUAUCUUACAGUGAUAGCCACAUGGUAAAGGGAUCCCUCCAUAUCACAGAAGAAUGUGAAACACGGGACAAAAUGAAACAUGCUACCUUUGAGUUCUGGGGACAGGAAGCAUUGAAAGAUGUUUGGAUAAAGGCAUGUGCCUCCUUUGUUAGAACAAGGCUUUUACUUCAGAUUACACAGUUGCAACAGUCAUCCUUUGCUCUGGAUCAGAAUUUAAAGGUUCAACAGGAAACUGAAGACAAAGUAAAAGGUUUUGGUUUAAAGGAAGAAUCCUUGUUAUUGAUUACUAAGGUUAUGGGGGAGGAUCUCAUUCCAGAAAAACUGAAAGAGGAUGGUCAGGAAGAGAUAAAAUGUGUAGGCCCUUCAGCACUGACAUCCUUGGUAACUACAUCAGCUAUAGAAUUUGAAGGCAAAUGGUUCAAAAAGCUCCAAGACAGUUUGUCACUUUGACAGACAGUUCUUCCCAGAUAUGUAUUCCAGCAUAAGUAAUUUACCGGCUAUUGUUGUAUUUAUUUUUUUUAUCUUCUCUACCUCUAAUGAUGAUGGAAUAACUUAUGGAAUAAAGUUCAUAUUACUUUAAAAUAAAGUAACGUGAUUGUAUGUCUUGUAAGAACAUAUAUUGGCUGCAUUUAUAAUCAUCAGUCAGUCUCCUUGCAUACUUGUUGGCUUUUUCUUUCUGUGCUACAGCAUUUCCAAUAGACGUAACAGAUUCGGUUUAAAACUGGGCCACGGCAAGUGACAAUUCUCAGUCUUCAAAGGCAUAUUGCAACACGGAACAUCACAAAGUUUUACUUUUUGGGCACACCUCACCUAGGAUUUCUUUGCAGCUCUGAAGUCCUUAGGGGAAUCUCACCGCAAUAUCUAGCAAGAAAUUUCUUCAGUGUUUGGUUUUAUCUUGCUAUAUUUAGAGCUGUGGAAUUAGCAGUUUCUUAUUUUAAAAUCUGGUGGGUAUGUUUUUAAAAUUAAUAUUUCUUUAUAAGUAGAGAGAUUUCUACUAUUCAAAUUCAGAUAGCUGGGAACCUUAGUAUAUUAAGUUGUAUUCAGAACAUUUUCAAUAAGGAGCAACUCUCUGAUUUUUUAAAAACAUAAUGCUAAAAUGUUCCUUCUAGUCUGCACAGUGAGUCUCUCUAAGACUAAUGGGUUUUAUAUGCAAGUGUAGAACUCACUAUACAUCUCCACUUUUGCUUGUGCAGAGGGCUCAGAGUAAUAAGUUUCUGAGGCUAUACGUAUUGGAGAGAACUUAGUCUGAUAGUACUCUUUGUGAAAUUGUACAAGAGAAAAAUGCAGCUCAGUUGAUCCUACUACAAACCAGUUCUCUCGUCUGUACAGAUUUUUCAUGUUAAACCUUCAGUUUAUAAUGAAUCCAGACACCUGGUUGCUUUAAGUUUAAAAGCAGUGAAAUUACAUGGUUUGGACUUGUUCUGUGCUUUGGAAAAGGCAGAGAUCUUUAUUUGGUUUUCUCUGAUCAACAUAGUUUGCAUUCCAGGCAACCAAGGUGUGCUCUUAAUUAAAAAAGAAAUGUAUUCCCUACUCCUGUUCAAACAUUGAAUGUAUUCUGUUCUCAUUAAUUUUUCAUUAGCUGUUACCAAAUCAAAAUUUACUCUUUCAGCAUAAUGACGUUGUCGUCUUGUGGAUUUUCCUCAUCUUGUGCUUGCCUUUCUUUUCAAUGUACUAAAGAAUGCUGAAGCUUUUAAAAACAAAUUCACUGGACUGUAAUCCCACACUCAAAAUCACGCUUCCCUGCUCAUUUUAAAUGGAGUUCAGAACUUUAAAGCAAUUGUUCAGAGUUGUCUGUAAUGCUCAUUAAUCAUUUGUGUUCAGUAAAAGUUAAAUAUUUGGGCUUCUCCAGGGG